Messenger RNA from Drosophila serrata, 7401 nucleotides. It is a transcript of the gene Nup153, whose product is annotated as nucleoporin 153. Gene Ontology annotation, molecular function: structural constituent of nuclear pore. Gene Ontology annotation, cellular component: nuclear pore. NCBI's taxonomy places the organism in Eukaryota, Metazoa, Arthropoda, Insecta, Diptera, Drosophilidae. The record is from RefSeq and is a predicted model, not a curated record. Gene Ontology annotation, biological process: protein import into nucleus; RNA export from nucleus.
UUACUCGCUACUUCGGCCACACACGCGUUUUUCCCAAAUCGUGGUUUUUUUUUUAAAUUAAUUAAUUAAUUUCGUGUAUUCAAUUUGACCAGCGUUAUGUUUGCAAAACGAGCGCCUACUUAGAUUGACAGCCCGGCCCCGAGUCCGGAUGUGAAAACCACUGAGUGACUGUGUUUUUUUUAAAGCAAAUUCGUACGAAUGCCAGAGUUCGGUUCGUGUCGCAGCGCGCGUGUGUGUGUGUAGAGCGAAGAGGAGAAGCGAAGAAUUGCGAAAGCAGUAAGAAGAGUGCAAAAGAGGAAGCACAAAGACAAAAGGAAGGCGAUAAAAAGCGGACAGCGGCAGUCCGGCGAUCAAACGAACGGCGGAACGGACGGCAUGCAGCAGUCAGGAGGAGGAGGAGCACGCCAUCGACAUAUCUGUCACAUCCCCCUGCCCUGUUAGUUGUGGCGCCAAACAGUUCAGUUCAGUUUAGUUUUCAUCGCCGCGUGUGUGAAAUCUCAGUGGAGAGAAAAAAAAAAUCUAAAGGUAACAAAAAAAACACGACGGCGUGCGUAAGCGCACUCACACAUACACUCGCUCAUACAGCGAGCACACACACGCACACACAUUUACUCGCAGGCGCGCGCUCGCGCUUGUUGGCAGGAAUUGCAACAGUGUGAGCUCCCGUUAUUUGUGUAAUUUUUUUUAGUUGAGUUUUGUUGUGUGUGCUACGCUUCUUUUCGCUUGGUGUCUCUCUUUUGUGCCGUUGCUUCGCCGGCAAGAGAGCGAGAGAGAGAGACAGUUGGAGAGUCGAAGAUAGGAAGACUCCAGAACCUGAGCCGAAAUUUACAUUAUGUCGGAGUCUGAGGAUGGUCUAAAGCUGCAGCGGGGUCCCGGGACCAAAGCUAGACCGGCAUCCUCGCAAGCGGCAGCGGCAAUCCAGUUGCAUCCCUUGACGCCACUGAAGGAGGCGCCCGAACAGGAGGAGGAGGAGGAGGAGACCGCGGGAGCCAGCAACAACAACACCAUCAUGGGCAAGAUGAAGAAGCGGCUGAGCAUUCUGCCCGCUGCGUUAAGCGGUUGGUUCUCGCCCUCGUCGAAAUCGGAUGCUGCAGCCUCCCCGCAGCAGGACCUGAUCCGUCAACCCAACGGAUGCACCAAACGAAAACGCGGUCGCCGUCGCAUUGUCCUGGCCGAGGCGGAUGCUGAGGCCGACGAUGUGGACGAUGGCAGCGAUGCCAGGGGCCUCAACUACGAAGAGGUGGCCCUGGCCGAUAAUAUAACCGAGCAUGAUCUGGCCGCCGAAGAUGAGCAGAGGCGGCGAAGCGAGUACAAUGUGUUUCUGUUACGCAGACAGCAGGAUGCCCUCGCUGCAACUGGCGGCAGCGAGGAAGAUGAUGUGGAGGAGGACGACGUCGAGGAGGAUGAGGAGGACGAGGAAUGCGAGGAAGAGGACGAUGACGAUGUGCACGAGCAGGUCGCGAAGCGCCAACGUCUGAAGCUGGAGACCACCGUCAGCUUACCUCACAUGCGCCGCAUGCCCUUGGGUUCGUCCACGCCCGCUGCUUCUCUCGUGCCGGCAUCCGUGUCUGUGGGUGGCGUUCGGAGCACUAACAGUCAGCUGCCUCCGCACCGUCGCACCCACCUGAAUUUAUAUCAAAAUCAGCGGACCCGUGAACCCGCAUUUAACUUCUUCGCCGGCAACGAAACCGCCGCCGAAGGCACUACCGGCGAUUUGCCGCACAGUAUCCGGCGUUCCCUGAACAUACCUUUUGGCAGCGUCGCUGGCAGUGGCAGUUGCAGCAGCAGUGUCACUAGCCGCAACAACAGCACCCUCUCGCUCUCCAGCCUGCCCCACCACAAACGACCAUCUCUGCUGGGCAAGCGUACUGACCUUCGUGACCGAAACCUAAUCGAUUGUACUAACGAUCGUCAGCGCGAACUUAUUAUAAAUAACAAUAACAACAAUGUGGAAAAGCCAAGCAUGGGAUCUUCUAGCACUGCGGCCUCUGGAACGGGAGGAGGAGACUCGCACUCUGAGAGUGAUCAUGUUGAACUGAAUUUCCACGACAACGGCGAGGCGCACCACAGCCACAGCAACAGUCGCUUGGAGUUUUACGGCAACCUGCUGAGUAACAAAUCUCUAUUCAACACAAUCAACGUCCAGCCCACUCUGCACAAUUCCACGUGGUCCCUGAAUUCGCUGAGCAAUAGGCGGACAUUCAAUGCGACGAUAUACGGCAGCACUUCGGCCCUGAGCGACAGCCGUCUGCUGAGUCACAGGGGCUCCACAACAUCCUCAGUCAGCUCAUCAAGCUCACCCUUCUACAAAGGACCCACGGCCUUUGGCGGCAACUCGGCGAAUAAUCGCUUCUUUAAUCGCAGCUCAUCGGCCGCCUCCUCACUGCGGUCAAUCAAUUCCCGCACCGGUAUGCCGGUGCAACUCACAGGCUUAAAGCCAACGGAAAUGCGCACUAAAAAUCCUGCAGAGACAAGUGGUGGAGCGCUUAGCUCUAGCUCUAGGUCGAUUGAUAAUCGAAACCCUGUCAUGUCUAAAACCACGCAUCGCAUCCUCAACCUGCUGGACAGGUACUCCACGCCGCUGAUUGAUGUCAAGCGCAUGGGCAGCACCCUCAAGGAGCACCAGAGUAGCCGCAGGUUGCGCGACAAUGCGCCUGCUGGCAGCCCCUAUUCGGUGCCUCAGAGUUCCGGGAACAACACUGGAUCCGUGCAGAGUCCAAAUGCCAGUUUGGCGGAGCUGCGCUCGAACAAAUUACUACUGCCGACAAUGCAGCAGCUGCUGGAGCGCCGGUGUCUGAACCGGGUGACUACCAACACGCGCAAUCUAAUACAGACCCAAAGACAGAACGCCGGUCUUGCGGAGAACAGCGAUGUGAAGAAGGCUGCAACAAAAACGUUGCCAUCAUCGGUGACCGCAACGGCGGCGGGUGUGGAUCAGCCGCAUAGCCAUAGUCAUCGUUCGAACAAGAUGCGUUCGAAGCUCUCACACCAGACGGGGCGUAGCAAGGAGUCGCGCGACGAGGAACCAGCACCGCCUCCACCGGAUCUGCCCCAGAUCAGUUUCCCAGACAUGGCCAGCACGCCCAAGUUCGAUCUGGUCAUCGAUAAGACCUCGCUCCACAAGGCCAUCGUCCCAUCCUCGACGGAGAGCAAGACCGAGAACAACAUAGCCACUAUAGCCACAAAGCCAAACUUUCUGGUCAAUCCGCAACCCAUGAACGCUGUUAGCUUUGCAGCCAAUGGAAGUGCCACCGCCACGGAUCGUCUCUUUACCUUUGCGAAGCCCACGCCACUGUCGUCCAACUCGCAGGAUAACUCUAUGGCCGAGCUUAGUGUUGCCAAACCUGGAUUUUCCUUCACAGCGCCAAGUGCUCUUCAUGAGGAGGCGGAGCAUCCGGCAACGAACGGCCUGCCGGCGCAGGGCUUUGGUGAGCAGUUCAAGAAGUCUGGUAAGGAAUGGGACUGCGAUGUGUGCAUGGUGCGCAACAAGGUCGAGGCUAGCAAGUGUGUGGCCUGCGAGACGCCCAAGCCGGAAGCGGCCAAGGCUGCUCCAGCACCUACUCUCUUCGAACAGUUCAAGAAGUCGAGCAAGGAAUGGGACUGCGAUGUGUGCAUGGUGCGCAACAAGAUCGAGGCUAGCAAGUGUGUGGCCUGCGAGACGCCCAAGCCGGGAGCGGCUAAGGCUGCUGCUCAGGCAGCUCCAUCUUCUCUGGCUCCCAUUGUUCCGAUCGGUGCCGGUUUUGGAGAUCGUUUCAAGAAGUCAUCGAGUGCCUGGGAGUGCGACUCUUGCAUGGUUACCAACAAGGAAGAGGAUAGCAAGUGCAUUGCAUGCACGACACCCCGGAUGGCAGCCAAACCAACAAAGAUUAACAAUUUCCCACUUACAACAGCCUCCGGUGUUGGUUUUGGGGAUGCCUUCAAGCCCAAGACCGGCCAGUGGGAGUGCAAGACGUGUAUGUUGAUGAACCAGCCAACUGCCGUGGAAUGCGUGGCCUGCCAGUCGGAAAAUCCGCGACUCAGCAGCACUUCCGAGCCAACCUCGAGCUCAUCCUCGUCUUCCGCGGCCUCUUCCGCGACGUCUAAACCAGCCUCACCUCACGCCGCCAACAGUGUAUCCUCCAGCACUAGCUUUAAGUUCGGCUUCACACCAGGAAUUGCUGCUGCGCCCAAGCCGGAUGCGGGUUUCCAGCAGCUGGUGGCAUCCCAAAAGGCCGCCAGUUGGAAUUGCGACGCGUGCUUGGCCCAGAACGACAUGUCCCGCAACAAGUGCAUCUGUUGUGAGCAGCUCAAGCCCGGCAGCAGUCCCACCAGCAGCGUGUUGCCGGUUUGUGGAGGGGGCAAUUCGGUACCAAAGUUUAAUUUUGGAUUUGCGCAUACCCAGCUGGCGAAGUCUGGUUUCACCAAGGAGGAAACAAAGGCAACGACGGCCACUUCAAGCACAGAAGAAACUGAUGCCGCUGUUCCGGCUCCGGCUCCAGCUCCAGCUCCAUCCCAGCAGUUUGUAUUUAGGGCGCCAAAUACUUCAAGCCCCGCCAGCUCAAGCAACGCCACUACCACAACCACAGCCACAACCACCACUAGCAGCAGCACUCCGGCCCUAGCUGGAUUUACCUUUGGUGCUCCACCUUCCUCCUCCUCCACGGUGUCCAGCUCCAGCGCCAACUCAAUGCCAACUGCUAAGCCCCUGUUUAGCUUCUCGGGAGCUGGAUCCGCUAGCGCCGUGAGUAGCACCAGUAGCCAGCAACCGGCGCCCAAGACAGAGACUUUGAGCUUUGGUGCAACCAAUACCAUAACAACGACCUCAUCGACAGGCUUCUCCCUAAAGCCAGCAGCAACUCCAGCGCCAGCGACAGGACUAACUUUUGCUGCCAUUUCAGCAUCUGCUUCAGCAGCAGCUCCUACUCCAGCUGCAGCUGCAGCUGCAGCUCCUAGCUUCAGCUUUGCCACUCAACCGAAACCCGUGUCAACUCCUGCUGCCGCCGGUACCUUCUUCUUUGGUCAGCCAACGACUGAAACUUCAGCGGCACCCACAGUUAGUGCCGCUGGUGUGAGCUCUAUUUUCGGAUCAACAGCAGCAGCAGCAGCUAUCACCAGUACAGCCGCCAGCUCAGUCAGCACUAAUAGCACCGUUGUCAGCAGUGCUGCCGCCGUGGCGCCAUCGAAUCCGAUGCUGUUCAGUUUCGGAGGAGCUAAUAAGCAAGCCGAGGAGACAUCUGCUGCGAAACCCUUUGUCUUUGGCUCCGGUGGAUUGGGAGCGGCGGCGACGACGACAAUGCCUAGCUUUGGCUGGCCCAGUAAUGGAGCCACGGGGAUGAGCAGCACCAGCAGCAGCAGCAGCAUUAAUGCAGUCACCAGCACAGCGGCGGUGUCAUCCUCACAGAGUGUAAUGAUGACCCAGCCGAUAUUUGCCAACAGCACUCCUAUGUUUGGAGCUCCCAGCAGCGUUGCCAGCAGCAGUUCCCUAUUCGGCUCGACGGCCACGACAGCGGCAGCCACUCCGGCAGCUGUUAACUUGGGUGGAAACGGAGGUCUUCCCACCGUCUUUGGGAAUGUGGGCAAUUCCCUGGUGGCGCCCGUAGCCACAGCAGCUGCGACACCUGCAGCUGCGGCCCCGGGACCGAUGGGCAACAUCUUUGGAAAUCCCACGGCCAUUGCUGCACCGGCUUCAUCGUCAUCGGUGUUUGGAAGCGGCGCUGGAGGAUUCGGACAAGGUGCUGCUGCAAUUACGACCCCGGCAGUGGGCCAGGGAGGAACGACAAAGCCUGCAUUUAACUUUGGCGGAGCAGCCGCUGCCACGGCAACUUCGUCUGCUGUGCCAUUUAACUUUGGGUCCGGCACUGCUGCAGCAGCCAAGCCAACGUUCAACUUCACGGGUUCGGUAACUGCCUCCACACCGCAGGCAGGCGCCUUUACCUUCACUGCAAAUCCAACAGCUGCUCCACUAACAGCCGGCGAUAGUAUCUUUCGGUUUGGUGCUUCAUCAACGGCGGCGGAUAUGGGAGGAGCGGUAGCGGGACCGGAUGGAGCCGCCUCCUCCACUGCCUCCUCCAUUGCAUUUGGUGGUAUGCCGCCGAUGUUUAAUUUUAACAAUACAACGCCGCAAACUCAGAUGCAGCUUCAAUCAGCCAGCUGGCCAGUCGGCUCAAAAUUCGCAAAUGCUCCGCCGCAAAGUGCGCACUCCGAUGCGCCGCCUGCCGCCCCGGUAGAAAUGGCAUCGCGAUCGGCCGCCCAGGUAGCUGCUCUUCAGGCCGCCAAAAGAUUAAAAAUGUCGAUACCGGUGGAGUUGGAGAGGGAGCGACAUCUACAGCUAAAGGAGCUGGAGUGUAUCCAAGAACAGAAUAUGACGAAGGACAGAACAGAACAGAACAAUCGCAACAGCAACAACAGUAACAGCAGCAACAGAAGCAGCAGCAAAAACAUCAGCUUCACCAACAGCAGCAGCAACAGGAACCACAGCAACUACACCUACUCCAACAGAUACAGCAUCCACAGCAACUACACCUACUCCAACAGAUACAGCAACAACUAUACCACCAAAUACAAAGCCAAACACAACAGUGACAGAGGACACAGACACUUCACUGCUGACCAGAGUAAUCGUAGAGUUGCAGUAUCGUCCGCACGACCGGAGCGGAGCGAAAGUGGAUAUGGAACUGCCCAGACUACUGGAGUCAAUCGACGCAAUAUGCACAGUCCCUAUAGGUAUGUGCGACAUUAAAGCGACGACGGGGAGCCGCGCCUCAACUGACUGAAACCCAAGAAGAGCCUCGAUAAUACAGUAACGACUUGACUGGGCCACAAGGAGGAGAAGAGAUGUAGCCGUAACACACACUGUAAAACGUAUAAACACAGCGCCACCGGGAAAGGAUGCGGAUGAUGAGUUGCCGGCCGUUUACACAUAAAUAUAUACAUAGUCUAUAUUUCUUCUUCAUUAGUUUAGUUCAGUUAUGUUUAAUGAAUAUAUAUUAUAAAUGUUUAAAAGAUUCUUUUUUUUGUUGAUUCUAAAACCUGCUAAAUAUCUAGUGUAUCUCAAUAUCUAUAUAUGUAUAUAUAUAUAUAUAUAUAUCGUGUAGGGAGAACCACGCGGAUGACCGACUUUUAAUGUGUCCGCACGGCUUACCAUGUGUAAAUUGUAAUCUAAUUUUAUCCCUGUAGCUAUUGUCAUUGCAAAUUGUUUGUGAUUCUCCUAGGCCCUCGGCAUAUACAUAUAUAUAUAUAUACAUAAAUACAUUGGCUUACAUUUUUUGUAGUAGACUUAAUUAAACGAUAAUUAUGUAAUAAUUAUUUUGUGAAAAUGUAAAGAACCGAAGUGAAACGGCAAGCAAGAGCUGCAAGGAGGAUAAGAGAGAUAGCGCAAAAAGUAAACUAUAUUAUAUAUAUAUAUAUAUAUAUAAAUAUGUA